Molecule: messenger RNA, 3701 nt
Organism: Ostrinia nubilalis (European corn borer)
Lineage: Eukaryota; Metazoa; Arthropoda; Insecta; Lepidoptera; Crambidae
Gene: mus201
Product: DNA excision repair protein ERCC-5 homolog
Exons: 7
Coding region: 112-3609 (1165 amino acids)
Biological process (GO): nucleotide-excision repair
Cellular component (GO): nucleus
Molecular function (GO): DNA endonuclease activity; single-stranded DNA binding
Source: RefSeq, a predicted model, not a curated record
CGCGAUGGGAGUCACUGGACUGUGGCGGUUGAUCGAGCCGACAGGCAAGCCGGUGCCGGUUGAAACUUUGGAAAACAAAGUAUUGGCAAUAUUUCAAUAUGGUUGCAUCAGAUGGUGAAAGGCUACCAAGAUGCCAAAGGAGCUCCACUUGCAAAUGCCCAUCUUAUGGGUCUAUUCCAGCGCCUUUGCAAACUGCUUUAUUUCAGGAUAAAGCCUGUCUUCGUAUUUGAUGGUGGUUUCCCAGACUUGAAGAGAGAAACAAUAGCAAAAAGACAAUAUAACAAGGCAAAGUACAACUCUGAGUCAGAGAGAAUUAAAAGAGAACUAGCGCUCUUGCUCAGUAAAAAGACUGCAAUCAGUAGUCUUUUGGGCAAAGAGAUAUCUCCGAAGAAAGGGUCAAGCAGCAAUACCACUAACAAUGAUGAUCUUUUCAAAUUGCCUGCCUUACCAGAAAACAAAGAAGAAAGUGAAUCAGAGUCAGAAGAUGAAAGCUCCAGCUCCAGUUCCAUUAUUGAUUUACAUUCAGUAGAUAUAGAAUCAAACACAUUCAAGACUUUACCUGCAAAGGAGAAGUAUGACUUGCUCAUAGAAUUGAAAGAAACAAGGAAAAUGAAUUCUUGGGGUAGACUUCAUGAGUUGCCAAAGAAUAGUGAUAACUUCUCAGACUUCCAAAUGCAGAGGCUCCUAAAAAGGCGUAAAGUUCAAGAAUGUUUAGAGGAAACAGAAAAGGAAAUGGGUGAUGGUGGUAUGUCUUUAAACGAGUUAGAGUCUCUUCUUAAUGAAGAAGGCAUAGACACAAAAAUAGAAGAAUUACCCACAAGGCGUAUUGCGUCUAAUGUUAACACAAGAUUUUUGCUCAUAAACAACGUAAAGCAGGCUUUACUUGACGCAAAAAAGAGACAAGAAAACAAGAACAAUCCAGGACCCAGUGCAGCUAAAGAAGAAAUAAUAACAAUAGAAGAGAAGCCACCUGUUGAAGAUGAAUCAGAAGAAGAUUUAGAGAAAGCUAUAAAAAUGUCACUUGAGUUUGGAAAUGAAGACAAAAAUAAUCCAGGAUCAAGUACUACUAAAGAAGAAAGUAUUGUAAUAGACAAGAACCCACCUGUAAAAGAUGAAUUAGAAGAAGACCUAGAGAAAGCUAUAAAAAUGUCACUAGAGUGUGCAGAUGAUCAAAAUACAAGCAACUAUACUUCUAAAACAGAUGAUUCCUGGACUUCAGUAUUGUCUGAUAAUGAUUAUUCACAGACCGACUCUGAAGAAGAAGAUGGAAUGGAACAACCAGAUAUGUCCUCGGCUAAGGCUUACAUAAUGCAAUACAGCGAUUUCACGAAUAAAGCAAUAGACGAAAUCAUAACAGUAAAAAAGAAAACUAAAAAGCCUAAAACUAUGGGUGUUGAUAAAAUCUUGGAAGAAAUCAACAAUGAAAAAUCUAUCAUUGUUGACAAUGUAGAUGUAUCGUCAGAUGACAGUGGUUCAGUUGAAAUAACUUCUGAUAAAGUUAGUGAUAAAGACGUAGAGCUAAGCUAUAAAGAACUAGAAAACAAAGAAACUGAUGUAGACUUAACCCAGGCAUCGGUUGUAUUUGUUGAAAACCCGGUGCAAGAUAUCAUAACACUUGAUACUAGUGCAGAAGAUAAUGCCUUAGACGCGGAAAAUGUAGUUAAAGAUAGCGGAAAAAACCACUGUGAUAAAAUUAAUUUAGAUAAACUUGGCACAAUCAAUACGGCUAAUAAACAAUUAAGUAUUCCUAUUGGAAUUGAAUCAGAAUCUAGCGACGAGGAAUUUGAGGAUGUCCCUGAAAUCGAAAGCAAAUCAACGAAACCUGGUAUAGAACUUACGCUGAACAUGGAACAAACAUGUGAAGAUGACGAUAUAUUUGCAGAUGUUUUCUCUGAUAAGAAGAGCAGCAGUAAUAUUGUUGAUAUUGAUCACGUUCUGCCACCUAUCAAAAAUAAUAUCGAUAAAGUUGAAAGUGUAGUUAAUCCAAUUAAAUCGGAUUUUGACAAAUCUCUAAAAAGUUCUCCCAAAGAACAUGCAUCAGCAUCUUUAUCAACAAAUCUUACGCAGACGGCUGAAAAGGAGGAUAGUAUUCAGAAAAACAAUAAAGAUCAUACUACAAGCCAGAAAAAAGAUAGCCUUUCGAUAACUAAUACAGUCCCUAAAAGUACUAUUGAGAAAACUACGCCAAGUGAUAUUCAUGAAAAUAAAUCUCCUAAAUUUUUAGCUGAAGGGGUUACAAAGGCUAAUACUACGAAGGUCGAUGCUCCACCACCUAAAGAAAUAUCCAUUGAAAAAUUAAAUGAUAUGGCUAAGGAAGUGGAAAAUGAACAACAACAACUGGAGCAAGAAAAGGGGCGGCUUGAUCGUGUAGGUCGGAACAUUACCGAACAAAUGACUAAAGAGGCUCAAGAAUUGCUUCAAAUAUUCGGGAUCCCCUACAUAGUUGCUCCGAUGGAGGCCGAGGCGCAAUGCGCUUUUCUCGAGAGCAUUAAGUUAACUGAUGGGACCAUCACAGAUGACAGCGAUAUCUGGCUUUUCGGGGGAAAGACAGUUUACAAAAAUUUCUUCAAUCAGAAAAAGCUUGUGUUGCAGUUCUUAUCAGAAAGGAUCGAAAAAUCCUACAACUUAACCAGAGAGCAGUUGAUUUUGCUAGCAUUACUAGUAGGCAGCGAUUACACAACUGGCAUUGAUGGAGUGGGCCCUGUUACAGCGUUAGAGAUCUUGGCGUCAUUCCCCUUCAACAGAAAACAAUUUUUAAAUGAAACAUCUAAGCAAGGAAAAUAUCAGCAAGUUGUUACUGGGUUGCAGGAGUUUAAGAAUUGGGUGCGAGCUGGCAAAAGAACUGAUAAUACCAGCCUUAAAAAGAAACUGAGAAAUAUAUCUUUGAAUGACGAUUUCCCUAGUGUUAGGGUAGUACAAGCUUAUUUCGAUCCAAAUGUUGAGAAGAGCGAGGACAAAUUUACAUGGGGGGAAUUAGACAUCACAAUAUUACGGGAUUACACAAAAGCGAAGUUUGGAUGGUCACAAAAUAAGGUAGAUGAAAUAUUAAAACCGGUUUUGAAAAGGCAAAUGGAAAGAAAAAGUCAGAAGACAGUGCGUGAUUACUUUAAAAGAACUGUAGAGUUCCAAUCUUUGGAGCACCAAAUGAGUAAGAGGGUAAAGGCGGCAGUUCAAAAAAUGGACCCCCAGAAACCGGUGGGUGAACUGCUCCCGGUUGAUGAAGAACAGCCCUCGACUAGUUCAAAGCCUCCUAGAAAAAGAAAAACCAAUACAGAAAAGGGAACCGCUAAAGCGAAACCCAUCCCCACCGGCCCUGGACCUGUAAAAAGAAAUAAAAAAGAUUCCGAAUGCAAAGACCUUAAUGUUAGAGUUGUGGCACAUGUAGACGAGGCAACUCCUGGAAUAGAUAUAAUAAUUCCGAAAACGGACAGAUAUCAAGAAAUCAUUCCACAACGAGAAAAAGACAAGGAGAGUCUGUUACAAAACAGAAUGAAAGCUAUCGAAAUAUUCAGAAAAACUAAUAUAGACCGUAAAAGAAAGGCUUUCAAGAAGAAACCACUUUUACCCAAGGAAAAGGCUGAUCUGUCUGAAAGCAGUGAUGGAGACUAAUUUAUUUUUACACGUGUUUUACUUAACUAAUAAUGAUACAAAGUUAAAAAUAAAAUACAAUUAUAAAAUAGUACAUUUAUUGUUUACAUACA